UCAUAGAAGCUUAGAGAUAACCUUCAUUAUUUAUACACUCCAUAUGAUUAAAGUGGUGAAAUUUAGCUAAAGAAAGUUAUGGAGUUUGAGGAUCAAGAGAAGCAAAGAGAUGAAGAAAUAGCAGCUGCACCGACUCACAACGACAACUCCGACUCAACAACAAAAAUGCCGCCGAGUCCUCAACUCGAGCUCGAGCCGUUAACAGCCGUUCAGCUCUGGACCAACAACAAGCCAAAAUACAAAGAGUGCCUAAAAAACCACGCCGUCGGUGUCGGCGGCCACGCCGUAGACGGCUGCGGCGAGUUUCUCCCCGCCGGCGAAGACGGCUCAAUUGAUUCACUCAAAUGCGCCGCUUGUAACUGUCACCGCAAUUUCCACCGGAAAAUUGCACCGCCGCCUCUCACCGCCGCCGCCACCGGCGGUGAGCCGGUUCCGUUUGUUUACCACUCACACAAUCAGCUGCCGACUUACUACAGAACCUUACCGCCACCUUGUGGGUAUUUACAGUACCACGUGGCGCCACAUCAGAGGCCGUUAGCUUUACCGUCGACUUCCGGUGGAUAUCGCGAGGAUCAGGAGGACAUUUCCAACCCAAAUUAUAGCGGAGGUUCAAAGAAGCGUUUUCGGACAAAAUUUAGCCAAGUACAGAAGGAGAAAAUGCAAGAGUUGGCUGAUAAAUUAGGGUGGAGGAUACAAAGGGAAGAUGAAGAAUUGGUGCAGCAAUUGUGCAAUGAGACUGGAAUUACAAGGCAAGUGUUCAAAGUUUGGAUGCAUAACAACAAGCAUACACUUGGUAAAAAACCCUAGAACCAAAAAAAAAAUAAAUCCCAUUAUUUUUAGGUAUUUUUGUUAAUAUUAAUGUUAGAUAUUGAGUAAUUAAGUACUUAUUUUGUAUUUCGGAAACUAUGUAUGUUAAUUAGCUGGGUACAAUGAUAAUAUAUUUAGUAUAAUCUCACAAAUAAGGUCUGGAGAAUGAUAGAAUAUACGUAGAUAGACCUUAUUUCUGUCUUGUGAGGUGAAGAGACUUGUUUUCGAUGUUUCAUAUUUCGUAGUAGUAGUAUAUUUUAGGCUCUUUUCUUCUAAUUCCACUUCCACUUGUUUAAUUGGAAA
Solanum stenotomum is the source of this 1110-nucleotide messenger RNA. RefSeq names its product zinc-finger homeodomain protein 2-like. The transcript has 2 exons. The record is from RefSeq and is a predicted model, not a curated record. Gene Ontology annotation, cellular component: nucleus. Gene Ontology annotation, biological process: regulation of developmental process; regulation of DNA-templated transcription. Lineage: Eukaryota; Viridiplantae; Streptophyta; Magnoliopsida; Solanales; Solanaceae. The coding region runs from base 79 to 807 and encodes 242 amino acids. Gene Ontology annotation, molecular function: DNA-binding transcription factor activity; transcription cis-regulatory region binding.